UGACACCACUCAUUAUUUUGAAAUAUGAUGAGUCUCUCUUACACUUCAUUUAUGCUGCGCCGGACAUGUUUAUCAUCCCAUCUAUUGUUGAGCCUUGUGGGCUUACACAGAUGAUAGCAAUGAGAUACGGUUCCAUACCUAUUGCAAGAAAAACUGGUGGUCUUAACGACAGUGUAUUUGAUGUUGAUGAUGACACAAUACCUCUCCAGUUUCGAAAUGGAUAUACUUUCACGACUCCUGAUGAGAAGUGCUUUGGAACGAGCAUUUGAUCACUACCGAAACAACUACAAGAGUUGGCAAGAGCUUGUUCGCAGUGACAUGAAUAUGGAUUUCAGUUGGGAGUCUUCAGCAUCGCAAUACGAGGUAUCUAUGCAAAUCCACCAUGGCAAGAGCGAAGGCAGUAUGAAGUCGUGCUUUUAGUGCAGAUUUUGGCCUAUAAGAGAGACAGCCUUCUCCUUAUCUAUUAAGGAGGAAUAAAUGCUUGAAGCUGGU
Messenger RNA from Rubroshorea leprosula, 492 nucleotides. The record is from the annotation of a GenBank genome assembly. Lineage: Eukaryota; Viridiplantae; Streptophyta; Magnoliopsida; Malvales; Dipterocarpaceae.